GCGGGCGGCUCUUGCUCCAGGCCCGAGUUUCCUCCCCGCUCUGUGGGGAGGUGUUUCCUCCCCGUGCGGUUGACUCAGCCUUAGGUCUCCUGCUGAGGCUGCUGCUGGGUAGCUUUGCAAACACAAGCAGGGCUGGGGGGGUCGGAAGAGAGCAAACUUCUGCUCCUCCAGAGGCGGCUCAGGGCCCGCGGGGAGGUGUCUGCGAGGACCCCGCUUACCCUGCUGCCUUCCUUUCCCUCCGCGCAGGCACCCACCUGCACAGGCCGUCGGGAUGGAGGGUGACCGCCUUGCGGGCCCACGGAGCAACGUGGCUCAGUGCUGAGGGCUGCCGCCUGCUCUCCCGCCCUGCAGCGGGCACGCUGCACUGCCGUGGCAGGAUGGCUCUAGCUCACGGCUGCCCGUCGUCCCCCUGGUUCUGCGGUGGGGAGGGGCCGGGUGAAGGCACCUGGGACCGGGCUGGCCUCGGUGCUUGUUCCUGGCCUUGCUGUGCAUCGGGAGGACCUUGGGAGGCGCUGCUCUGCCCCGGACAGACUGGUCUGCUCCCUGGGCACCACCCGCUGCAGCCCACCAUGGCCCAGGACAUAGACACUGAUGCGCUGCUGGACCUCAGCUUCCUGACGGAGGAGGAGCAGGAGGCCAUCGUGGAGGUGCUGAGGAGGGACUCGCGGCUCCGGGUGCAGGAGGAGGGACGCAUCAGCAAACUGCGGGAGUCCGUUUCUGAUCCCAACCAGCUGAAGAUCCUGACCGGGGCCUGGUUCUGCGACGUCCGUGCCAAGCGGCACCGGCACAAUCACUUUGGGUCUGAUAUCGUUCGGGCCUCCAUCCGCAGGAAGAAGAAACCCAAAGGUGAGUGGGAGCAGAAGCGCAGCGCCAGCGCGGGGGACCUGGAGGCGAUCAGUGAGCCGGUAUCCGAGGGGGAGGGCCCAUUGGAGGUGCCAGAUGCCGACAGGCUUUGCCAAGAGGCUGUUCCUCAGCUACCCCCGCCCAGCGAGACUCAGGACACAAGCCAGUCUAGUGAGCAGGCACCUGAGAGCAAGCCAGAGAGCACCAACCCAUCAAGUGGAGAGGAAGAAGAGAUGGCUGCUGAUCCAUCCCCAGCCCUGGUGCUCACAGGACAGGUAAGAAGGUGCUUGGGGUUGGCUUGGGCAUUUUAUGUCCUGACCCAGACAAACCCCUAUCCAGAAACCCUCGCCCCCCAACCCGCCUCCACGUCACGACAGGGCCAGUCCUGGCCGGAGUCUCCCCUCUGCACAUUCUCCCCAUCUCACACCUGGGAAAAACCCCAGGAGUCCUACCGCCCCUUGCCCUGGCUGACUGGGGCGGAGUGGCUGACACUACACAGGGCAGCCAGGCCACUGAAAAGGGCUCUGAACCCCUUAUUUUACAGCCAGCUCCCAUCUCUCUCCCACCCCCCUGCCCGUCCCUGCCUGCAGCUGAGCGGCAGCAUGAUGAGCCUGUACAGCGACAGCGACGUGGGGCAGGUGGAGGUGCAGGGCUGCAUCCAGUUCUCCCUGCAGUACGAGGCCAGGAAGAAGGAGCUGCAGAUCCAGGUCAUCCAGUGCCGGGACCUGGCUGCGGCCAAGAAGCAGAGAUCGGACCCGUACGUCAAGAGCUACCUCCUGCCCGACAAGUCCAACCACAGCAAGCGCAAAACGGCUGUCAAAAAGCGGAGCCUGGACCCCGUCUUCAACGAGGCACUCAAGUACAAGAUCGAGAAGGUGGAUCUCCAGGGCCGGAUCCUGAACCUGUCGGUCUGGCACCACGACUCCUUGGGACGUAACCUCUUCAUGGGGGAGGUGGAGCUGGCAGGCAGCACCUGGGACUGGAGCAACACAGGCCCAGCAUGGUUCAACCUGCAGCCCAGGGUGAGGCGCUCUGUGCUGUCCCCCCCCCCAUGGGGGGUACUUCUGCCCCGCUCCCUCCAAGCGCCCCCUGUCUCUCUUCCAGGGGAUGGGCUCCCUCCCACAGGGGAGCUGCACAUCUGGGUGAAGGCAGCUCAGAGCCUCAUUCCCAUCCGGAGCGGCACCAUGGAUUCCUUCAUUCAAUGCUACGUGCUGCCCGACGACAGCAAGACGAGCUGCCAGAAGACGCGGGUGGUGAAGCGGAGCCUGAGCCCCGUGUUCAACCACACCAUGGUGUACGACGGCUUCCAGGCCAAGGACCUGCGCGAGGCCUGCGCCGAGUUCACCCUCUGGGAGCACGAGACCUUCGCCAAGCAGCAGCUAGGCGGCAUCCGGCUCAGCCUGGGCACAGGAAGCAGCUACAGGCUCCCAGUGGUCUGGGAGCGCCUGCUGGACCAGCCCCUGCAGUGGGUGGAGGCCCUGCUGCCCUUGCGGACGAACCUCACUCCUCGGACUUAGCACACGCACCCCCUCCCCCGGCGCUGGCUGAACUCGGGCCCUGGAGACUGUGAGCCCACUGGUCCAUGGGGCAGCUGCCGAACUGCUGGGCCUGGGCGGAUUGCUGCCUGGAGGGGAACGGAGCCGCUGGGCCAGGCCUCGGCCUGAGAGACUGUACAGAAAAUAAACCCCGGGCGCGAGUGGCCGGGCUGGGGGAGAGUCGUGCUGAUGGGGCUG
Pelodiscus sinensis (Chinese soft-shelled turtle) is the source of this 2576-nucleotide messenger RNA. The record is from RefSeq and is a predicted model, not a curated record. Lineage: Eukaryota; Metazoa; Chordata; Testudines; Trionychidae.